This is a messenger RNA of Metarhizium robertsii ARSEF 23, 513 nucleotides long. RefSeq lists its product as uncharacterized. The record is from RefSeq and is a predicted model, not a curated record. NCBI's taxonomy places the organism in Eukaryota, Fungi, Ascomycota, Sordariomycetes, Hypocreales, Clavicipitaceae. The transcript is spliced from 2 exons. The coding region runs from base 1 to 513 and encodes 170 amino acids.
AUGGUUCGCCUGACUGUUAUCUCUCUUCUUACCUUGGCCGUGACGGCUUAUGCCGCACUUGACCCUUCCGAGUUGAAAAACGUCGGUCAGGGGAACGGCAAGCAGUUCAUCACUGGUAAAUGCCUUAGCAAUGCUGAUUGCUCGACCAACUGCUGCGCCGGGAAAAACGGCGGCGGUGUCUGUUCUGCCGUUGCCGUCGCCAACGCUGACGGCAAGACUGGUUGCGGAUUUGGGGGCGGCAACGGAGUUGGUGGUGGGCAGGGUAAUGGAGGCAACGCUGGUAAUAACGGAGGCAACGCUGGCAACAACGGAGGCAACGCCGGCAAUGGAGGUAACCAGGGCGUCCCUACGGGUGACGGGGCGGGAAACUUCGGUAACGGAGCCGGCAAGCAGUUUAUUACUGGCGUAUGCGCCAGCGAUGCUGAUUGCGCGUCUACGUGCUGCGCCAAGACGACCAAAGCCUGUGCUGCCAUAGGCGCUGUUGGCGCGCAAAACUGCGGAUUCGUCGCCUAG